Molecule: messenger RNA, 2238 nt
Organism: Vanderwaltozyma polyspora DSM 70294
Lineage: Eukaryota; Fungi; Ascomycota; Saccharomycetes; Saccharomycetales; Saccharomycetaceae
Gene: SWC3
Product: Swc3p
Exons: 1
Coding region: 1-2238 (745 amino acids)
Biological process (GO): chromatin remodeling
Cellular component (GO): Swr1 complex
Molecular function (GO): ATP-dependent H2AZ histone chaperone activity
Source: RefSeq, a predicted model, not a curated record
AUGCCUGUUAAGCUACGAAACAGAGUAAAGAAAGAACUUGAUCUACCUGCAGAAGAGCAGCCAAGUCCUGUUUCAAGACGUGGUAAAAGGAAACGUAGAAAUGGGAAUGAUGAUGACGAUGACGCUGAUAAGGAAUUGGAUACUUAUGGACAAAAUUCAACUACUAUAAAAAACAAUGUAACAGGUAGACCAUUUGAACUUGUUUCUGAUUUACCUGCCAGUACAGAAAUACCUCAAUAUAAUUCAGCUCUUGUCCAUCCUUUAUCAGUUAAGAAUUCUGGGGUUCUUUAUAAUUCAUUGAUUACUUCUAGGAACACUUGGACUCAUGGUGAAAUGUUUGAAGUAUAUUGGACAAAACCAAUCAAAACUACAAAAGAUGAUGGAACUAAUAUUAAAGAAGAUGAUACGAAUAAUUUUAUGAUAAGGGAGAGAAUGCAAAAAAUGUGUGAUUGUAGAAUGAUUGCUGGGCCUCAUACUUUCCCUGCUAGAUUGUUCAUUUUGAAAAACGAACAAGCAGAAAUAAAAUGGCAAGAAGAACAGGAUCUAAAGAAAAAAAUGAAAGAGGAUAAGAAGAAGAAUGAUGCUGAGGAAAAGAAGAAGAGGAUGGAAGAAAGAAAGCAGAAACAGCUAAUAAGGAAGCAAGAGAAAGAGAAAAAGGCCCAAUUGCAAAAAGAGAUGAAAUUAAAAGUUAAAGCAGAACAAGAAAUGCUAAAAUUGAAGAAGAAAGAAGAACAAAAAAGAAUUAAAGAAGAACAGAAGAAGCUGAAGAAGGCAGCACUUGCUAAUAAGGUAGUAAAACCAGCUGCAACUUCGACAACAACAAAAAAAGCACCUACGCCAGCAAAGAAUACAGUGAAUGACCCUAAAAUGAUUGCAAACUUAAAUUUAAUGGCCCAAAGAAACCCAAAAUUAAACAAUCUUAUGAGCAAGGUAGCAAAGGGUGAAGCUACAUUGGAGCAAGUUGAAAAGUUUAAAUUCUAUAUCGAAGUAGCAAGAAAUAUGCCUGCUCCUCCUGGGUGGAAACCGCCAACUGUUAAAACUCCAAAACCUCAGUUAACUACAGAAACAAAAUCAAAGCCAAGUACUUCAAAAUCUGAUACUUCAAAGGAAGCUGUGGAGUCUCCGAAAGGUUCAGAGAUGAAAUUGGAUUCAAAAGAUUCGAAGCAAGCCAAUGCAAAGGAUGUUAAAUCUGAUGAAAAUGAAGUAUCUGUAUCAGAUGAAAAAGCUAUGUCUAACUUAGAUGAAAAGAAUGGUUUGGAUACUAAGGCAAAACCUAAUCCAGAGACUCAGACUUCAAAUCCGGAUUCAAAGACUGAAAAUAAUAACGACUCAAAAACUUCUGCUGAAGAAGUAGUAAAUAAAAAUGGCACCAAAAAUAGUGGUGACAAUUCUAAAGAAGAAGAAAAUGGAACUGCUAUACCUGAAAAGGAUAAUAUGACAGUUCCUAAGGAGGAUGACAAUCAAGAAGUUUUAACAUCAAGAAAUGAAGAAAAAUUUAUAGAUAAUGAAGAGGACUUGUCUGAGAACGACGAGGAUUCCCCAGAUAGUAAAGAAAGCACGGCAGAUAUCAAAGAAGAAAAUAAGGAUAUUUCUGAGAUUACAGAAUCAAGAACUGAGAAGAAAUCUGAUAAACCUAAAAGAAAAGGGCGCAAAAGUAAAGACCCAGAAGUUGAGGCUGAAGAAAAGGAGAUGCAGCUAACGGCAUUUCAACUAAAAUAUGUUGAUGAUUCUGAGCUAGUACUUGAAUACCAAGAAUAUACUAAUUCAAGAUAUAGAUUACCAAGGGAAGCCAUUAUAGAAUUGGUAGAGGGUGAAGAAAAUGAAUUCAUAUUGUCAUGGAUUUUGGUACAUAAUAGCAAAGAAAUCAAUAGGUAUAAAAAUAGAAGAAUAAAAGAUCUACUAAAAGGAGUUAGAGAUGAAGAAAAGAAGAAAACUAUCAUUGACCAAUAUAAUGUAUACGAAGAGAGAGGUUGUCCGACUCCUUUGUACACACCUAUGACCAUUACAUUAAAGGAUAUCCACAAGAAAUAUACACCAAUUGUAAUGAAUAGUGUAGAUUCCUUGGAAAAAGUUCAAAAUAUAAUGAAAAGUAUUUUAGAAACUGGGACGAGGUUAACUGGGUAUAAUUUAUGGUAUCAGCUGGAUGGUUAUGAAGACAAAGAUUUGGCUGAGAAUAUUAGGUAUGAAUUGGUGGAAUAUGAGGCAGGAUUGAGCAGUAAAAGGCAUAGGAGACAGUAA